GGGUGGCCAGGAGCCCGGGCUCUUCCCGGCCAGCGGGCAGGCGGCGGCGGGCAUGGCAGAGGCACGGCCGGGGCCGGCGGGGCUGCAGCUCAGCGCGCUGCCCGACGAGUCGCCGCUGCUGCAGCCCAGCCUGGCCGAGCUGCGGCGCCGGGCCGGGGAGGCCGAGCUCGAGCCGGGGCCGCUGUCGCUCACCGACUCCUUCCUGCUGCGGUUCCUGCGCGCCCGGGACUUCGACCUGGACCUGGCCUGGCGGUUGCUACAAAACUAUUUUAAGUGGAGAUCUGAAUGUCCAGAAAUAAGUGCAGAUCUACACCCUAGAAGUAUUCUUGGUCUUCUAAAGGCAGGCUACCUUGGAGUCCUGAGAGCUAGAGAUCCAACUGGAAGUAAAGUUCUUAUUUACAGAAUUGCAUACUGGGAUCCAAAGGUUUUCACAGCUUAUGAUGUAUUUCGUGUAAGCCUAAUCACAUCCGAGCUUAUUGUACAGGAAAUUGAAACACAACGAAAUGGUAUCAAGGCUGUCUUUGAUCUGGAAGGUUGGCAAUUUUCUCAUGCUCUUCAAAUUAGCCCAUCUGUAGCCAAGAAGAUUGCUGCGGUUCUUACAGAUUCCUUCCCAUUAAAAGUUCGUGGUAUUCAUUUGAUAAAUGAGCCCGUGAUUUUCCAUGCUGUCUUUUCAAUGAUCAAACCAUUCCUAACUGAAAAAAUUAAAGACCGGAUUCAUAUGCAUGGGAGCAAUUACAAAGAGAGUUUACUUCAGCAUUUCCCAAAUAUCCUUCCUUUGGAAUAUGGUGGUGAAGAGUUUUCCAUGGAAGACAUUUGUCAGGAGUGGACAAAUUUUAUAAUGAAGUCUGAAAAUUAUCUCAGCAGUAUUUCCCAGGGUAUUCAAUGAGAUGUUAUUUAAUGUGAUUGGCUUUCUAAUUUAAAAUAUAUGAGUGAGAUCCAAUGUGGUUACAUGAAUGAUAGAAAAAGAAUCUUCUAAGUUAAUUAAUCAAGGUCUACAAGAUUGAUGCUUAAAAAGGUAAACAUCUGGACAGCAGAGAUGGCUUAAAGGGGUGCACACUUUGAAUGCAGAAAGACGGAAAUCUGUGGUUCAAUUCCUGUGGCAGUACCUGGUCUGGGAGAACCACCUGGAGAACCGGAGCGCAGAGCCAAGCCUGGUAUACAAGCACUGCUGAGUGUGGACCCUCAACACCCCUCCCCCCAAAGACAUCAAAAUGUAAAAAUCUUAUGGUAUGAGCAAUCUGGGUAUUGGGGGAUACAACUUUUAAAAUGAAUUUUCUUAGCAUUUGAAGUUACUAAAUGUUGGUGCAUUAAUUUUAAAUGAUGAGUUAGUGCACCAUAGAAAGAUUCCUGACAUUGGCACUUGAAAGUUAUCUCUAAAGUAGCUUACUCAUUUGUUCUAUGUUUUUGAAGUUUCAUUUUAAACAAGUUCUUGAUUAUAUUGGCCUAGCAAUCAAAUUAUAAACAGUUCAAUGAAAAGAAAUAUUAGCACAGGUCAACUGCUGGUAAAAAUCUGUUAACACUCAUUUUGGGUGAGAUCGUAUUAGAUUGUUAUUUCGAUGAAAACCUCAAUAUAGUUUUACAGACUACUUCUAUUUGUCAGGAAGGUAAUUAAUCUCAGGGAAAUUCUUUUAGCACACUUGCACAAUAGAAGUUUUGACGGAAAAAUCUAUAUAUCAUAAACUAAAGUAUUAGCACUGUGGGUCUCUGAAAUUAUUUGUGGUGAUACAAUAUAUAAUAAAAAAUAAUUUAGAACAAAAUUUCAGGUCAAUUGAUGGCCUCAAUACUUUCUGCACUUUCAAAUAAAAUAUAUCAUUUUGAAUUCUGUUCUUGUUUACUUUUAUAUAAACUACAUAGAGAUGUAGAGAUGAAAUAUUAUUUGGUUGUCAUAAUAUAGACACUUUUAAAAUUAAGCAAUGAUACAACUACACAGGACAGGGAAAUGCCUAAAUUUUUAAAAUACAGUUUAAAAACUCAAUUAUGUCUGGAGCCUUAGAUUUGUGUAUGUCAAAAUAUUCGAGAAGUCUAUAAUUCAUAUUUAAUUUUAGAUAAGCAGUUAGAAGGAGCUGGAAAGAGAAUACAAUGGGUAGUAUGUUUAUCUUGCACAUGGCUGACACUGGCUUAAUCCCAAAUUUCAAAUGUGAUUCUCCAAAUACCACCAGAAGUGAACCCUGAACACAGCUAGGAGAAACCUUGACUACAGCUGGCCAUGGACCCCAA
Molecule: messenger RNA, 2217 nt
Organism: Sorex araneus (European shrew)
Lineage: Eukaryota; Metazoa; Chordata; Mammalia; Eulipotyphla; Soricidae
Gene: TTPA
Product: alpha tocopherol transfer protein
Exons: 5
Coding region: 53-886 (277 amino acids)
Cellular component (GO): membrane
Molecular function (GO): phosphatidylinositol bisphosphate binding
Source: RefSeq, a predicted model, not a curated record